CGCCCCGCGGCCGGCCGGUCGAUCCGUGGCCAUGUAAACCAGUCCACCGUAGUACUCCGUAUCCACCAUCAUGACAGAUGACAUACCAGAAACGGGCGCGGUGUUCACAUUCGGCAAGUCGCACUUCGCAGAUAACGAACCUAGUCACUUCUUUAUCAAGAAUGAUCCUGUGGUCGCCAUAUCUUGUGGGGAUGAACACAGCGCCGUUAUAUGCCACAAUGGCCGAGUGUUUGUGUUCGGCGGCAACGCAUGGGGACAGCUCGGGCUGGGACAUAAGGAUGAGGUGACGAGACCCAGCUGCGUCAAGUGGCUUAAACCGCAUAGAGCCAUGUUCGUUGCAUGCGGACGGGCGCACACGCUCUUCGUUACUGAUUCGAAUGCAAUAUACUCAGUAGGCUGUAAUGAUGAAGGGCAGCUGGGUACAGGUGACAUGGAGCACCACACGGUGCCCCAGUUCGUGGAGCUCGAAGGGGAUCCCAAACCGAUAAGACAGGUGUCAGCUGGAAGCAAUCACACGGCCAUUCUCACUGACGAGGGUCGCGUGUUCAUGUGCGGCUCGAACUCGGAGGGGCAGCUUGGUCUUGGAGAAGAUACCAGGUCAAGUGUCAAGUUUACAGAACUCAAAUUUAUGGAGAAAAUCGUGUUUGUUGAAUGCGGAUAUUACCACACUGUUUUUAUUACUGAACAAGGUGCCGUAUUUGUUACUGGUGAUAACGAGAAUAUGAAACUGGGUAUACCUAACGCUGCCACAACCGUAUACGUUCCUGAAGUUUUACCUGUAAGCGUACCAAUAAAAAGUGCAUGUUGCGGGGCGUCGCACACCUUUCUAUUGUCCAUGGAUGAAACGAAGAUUAUGGCAUUCGGCUCCAACGAGAGGGGUCAGCUAGGCAUGCCCAAAGAUAUAGUAAACGUGACCGAACCCACUGAAAUUAAUAUGGAAACGAUGUUCGAUGGAUAUCAACUGAAAUUAGUCGCUUGUGGAGCGAUGCAUACAGCUUUUGUUACUGAUAACGGAUUACUUUACACGUGCGGAGAAUCGAGACACAACAAACUUUGUUUGGAGGAAAUAGACGACGUCGACAAUUCGAAUGAGGCUAUCCCCAAUCAAUACUCACCGAAGCGGGUCACAGCUAUGAAUGGAUUCGUCGUAGACAAUGUCGCCUGUGGCGGGUGCCACACUCUACUAACGGCUACUAAAGGCUCUAACGUUGACUUCACGAAUAACGAUUUUAAUAUUAUCAACGAAGAAACCAGACAGGUAUCCUUAACUGAACUACCGCCGUUGCAAAAAGUACCGAUCAUGAAUAAAGGCGAAGAUCAUCCGCAAUUAGACAAUUGUGAAGAUGUUACGAAUUUAAACACCAAUGAACAUGUCAAUCCGGACAAUAUCAAUGGCAAUACACACGAGGAAACUGGAUCGAUAGAUUCAUUAGAAGCUAAUGUGAGCGGAUCUCAUAUAGUUAAUAUAAAUGAUCUAGAAAAUGACAAUGCAAGCAUUCACGAAGUUCCCGAUUUAAAAACAGAUGUAGUUAAGUCGCCAAUGAAAGAACUAAAAUCCAUAGACUUAAUCGAUACUAUGGAUACAAUGAUUGAAAAAACGGAAGAAAAAAUUAAAGAAACAGUGAAAGAUGCGUCCCAUAAAGUAGAGGAAAAAGUAGAAGUAGUUGAAGAUGAAAUAAAAAAAGUAGCCGCCGUCAUACCUGAUAUUCAUCACAUAGAAAGAAAAGUCCUUGAAAUUCCAGGUAAAGGAGAUGAAGUAGCUAAUUCUCCUCCACCAAAAACCCCCAUACUACAGGAGUUGCUUCAUGUACCAGAUAUAUCACAAAUGAGUCCAGUUCUAAGUAAACAUAGCGAUGAUGGUCAAAAAAGUGAAGCUGGUCAAUCGGAGAAUGAAACUAUACCUUGUGGGUCUGAUAAAUCUAGUCCUCAAGCUGGGAAAACGGCGAAAACUCAAGCUGUGAUGCCUAUUGUAAGAAGUGAAGACGCAAUUGAUGACCACGAUGAACCUAUGCAGAAUGAGGAAAGCGAUGUAGUAGUUAAGAAAGGCCGGUUUGCACGUUUAUUUCAAUCCAUAAAAGAUAAAGAAAACUCUUGUAUGAGUAAAGGAAAAGUAAUUGAAGAAAAUGUUAUAGAAAAUGUACACAAAGGAAUCGAGGGCACUGAACAAACAAUCCACAAGCUCGAAGAAACUGUAGAAACGGAAAUCAGAAACCAGACGAAUUCGAGAACAUGCACAAUAUUAUAAUUAAA
Molecule: messenger RNA, 2250 nt
Organism: Achroia grisella
Lineage: Eukaryota; Metazoa; Arthropoda; Insecta; Lepidoptera; Pyralidae
Product: X-linked retinitis pigmentosa GTPase regulator-like
Exons: 8
Coding region: 71-2245 (724 amino acids)
Source: RefSeq, a predicted model, not a curated record